ACAAAGAAACGAUUGCCAAUUUGCAUCAUAGAAGUAUUAAUGUCAUUUGGGUAUGUGGACCCCUUUCUUCUCUCUUCCCCCUCACCUGGCCCUCAACCUGUAACUGUUUAACUGAUUUCUUUUUCUUAUUCAACCAUUUUUCUUUUUUCUUUCCCUCAAAUCAUUUAUUUUCUAUCUAAUCCCCAUUAAUUAUUCUCUUUCUCCCUUCGAUUUUAUCAUCAUCUUUACCUGUAUUAUUAUUUUCAGAAUAAAAAUUAUAUACCCUAAUCAACAAAUUUAGUACCCUUUUGAAAUUGCAACCUUAAAAACUCAAUUUUAUCCAUCAACAAUUCACUCGCCACUUUUUCUGCCCAAUCAUACUUGUUUUAUUCUUCAAAUGACUCUCAAUUCAUUAAUUUCUGAGUUUUACACAAAAAACGUUUCUUUUGAUUGUAAAGUUACCAUUUUUAGGACUUUCUCUACACAAUUUCUUCAAAAAUCUCCCACUUUCUAAUUUUAGUUCAUGGGUUUGUAAGAAAAAACCCAUUUUUGGUAAUAAGUUUGAAGCUUGAGCCAUUUCUAUGGCGCUAAAACCCAUUUAAAAGCAAUUUUCUUAUAUCCAAAUAAAAAAAAACCUUUCUUUUGAUUGUAAAGGUACUACCUUUAACCCUUUCUCUUAACAAUUUCUUCAACAAAAUCUUCCAUUUUCUAAUUUUAUUUCAUGGGUUUGUAGGAGAAAACCCUUUUGUGGUUAAAAGUUUGAAGCUUGAACCAUUUCCAUGGCGCCAAAACCCAUCUAAUACCAAUUUUCUAAAACACCCAUAUGGAGGAAGACCAUUUUCUACCAUUGUUGAGGCAACAAGUACCUCCCCCACCCCCGCCUUUAACUUUACCUAGGCUUCCUGAAAAUGAAGAAGCUUCCAUUUCUUUAACUCCUUAUGAGUUCAAAGAUCUUCUCAUAUUUGGUCCUUCUCUUCCCUCUCCUAGAGAAUCACCUGUUACUAUUCAGCAUACUCCUUCUACUUCUCUAUUGGAAGCUCUUUCCUUUUCAUCUCCUCCUAAAUUACCACCUUCCCCUUCAGAAUUUCAUCAUCUUUCUUUUCUUUUUGAUCCCCAAGAUCAUCAUCAUCAUCAACAACAAGAACAAGAACAAUUUCCAUCAUAUAAUGAGCCACAAAAACAAUGGUUAGUUGAUCCCAAUUACAAAUGCAAGAAAACCAAUCUUCAUAGGUCAAGAACUGCCCCAGCUAUGGCUGUUUUAAAUGAUUUUAACAAACACAAAGAGAAAAACCCACAACCCAUUUCUCAAUCUAUUGUUAUACAAGCUUUUAUGUUACUUUUAGUUUAUUUAUCAUUUGGGAUUCUUAUAUAUUGGUUUAAUAGAAAACAAUUUUCAGUAAGGGAAACUCACCCAAUUCUUGAUGCUUUGUAUUUUUGUAUUGUGACUAUGUGUACUAUUGGUUAUGGGGAUAUUACACCUAAUUCAACUACAACUAAAAUGUUCUCAAUUUUAUUUGUUUUAGUUGGAUUUGGGUUUGUUGAUAUUUUGCUUAGUGGGAUGGUUACUUAUGUGUUGGAUUUACAAGAAAGUUAUCUUCUUAGAACUGUUAAGGCUGGAAAACAAGAGGAUCAAGCCAAAUCUGUGCUUGUUGAUGUAAAGAAAGGUAGAAUGAGGAUUAGAAUGAAGGUGGGUUUAGCAUUAGGUGUUGUAGUUUUAUGUAUUGGAAUUGGGGCUGGUUUUGUGCAUUUUAUUGAGAAACUUGGAUGGGUUGAUUCAUUUUAUUUGUCAGUUAUGUCUGUUACUACUGUUGGUUAUGGUGAUAGGGCAUUUACAUCUUUGUUUGGGCGUAGUUUUGCUUCUGUAUGGUUGCUUGUGUCUACACUUGCUGUUGCUAGGGCAUUUCUUUACUUGGCCGAGGCUCGAAUCGAUAAGCGUAAUCGGUUGUUGGCGAAAAGGGUGCUUGGUCAGGACAUGACCAUUUCACAAUUCCUUGCUGCUGAUAUGGAUAACAAUGGUUUUGUGAGUAAGUCAGAGUAUGUAAUCUACAAAUUGAAGGAAAUGGGGAAGGUAUCAGAUAAAGAUAUCCUUUUGAUUUGCAAGAAAUUUGAUCAGCUGGAUUCUGGCAAUUGUGGGAAAAUUACUCUUGCUGAUCUUAUGCACAGUCAUCACCGCGAUACAGUAUAGGACUCAAAAAGAGGGCUCGACUUUUCAGACUAUCCGGUGCACAUUUUGUUUUGUGAACAUCACACUUUCCUCCCCAGCUUCAAACAGAUUGCGUCCAUCUCUGACAUGUUUUCACUAGGCCAAAUUUCGGUUAAGCAAUAGUGAUCGUUCCUGAAGUACACGAGACGGGUUGGAAGAGUUGUAGCGUUUUCUUGAUGGUGCAGUUAAUCGGCAUGCGUCUAGGUAGAUCAUCAUCAUUAUACAUUGUAAAUCUCGCUCAAAUAAGCUAUGAUUGAAGUCUGGAAAGAGUUGAAUGACGGCAGAUAAGUUAUAAUGUCUAUUGGCAACAUUUUUCAUACGUAGGUUGUUGAUGCAUAUUGUUAGUAGUUCUAAAGGAAAUGCAAGUAUGGACAAGGGCAUUGCAACUUUCAAGUUUGUAUUUGGAUUAAUGUAAAUUUCUCGGUCCAAUCAAAGUGUUAAAUCUAAGUUUUCAAUUUACACACAUAAUUGAGGAUAUAUACUCCUUUGUUUCAUUUGCUUUAUACAUUUUAUCCAAUAUACUUAUUCAAUUUU
Molecule: messenger RNA, 2716 nt
Organism: Amaranthus tricolor (Joseph's coat)
Lineage: Eukaryota; Viridiplantae; Streptophyta; Magnoliopsida; Caryophyllales; Amaranthaceae
Product: two-pore potassium channel 3-like
Exons: 2
Coding region: 803-2164 (453 amino acids)
Biological process (GO): potassium ion transmembrane transport; stabilization of membrane potential
Cellular component (GO): plant-type vacuole membrane
Molecular function (GO): potassium ion leak channel activity
Source: RefSeq, a predicted model, not a curated record